GGGCGAGAAACGACCGCCCAGAAAAUAUUGCUAAACUAACACUGCGCAUGCUCUCAUCAAGAACGUGCUUGACUCAGUUUAGGAUGAUUAGAAGGUGCCCAGGCUGGGUAUAUCUGCUUUCCGUUCGUGAGAGUCGUCAGAAUAUCAUUAAAACCACGGUUUAACUUCGUAAUGGCAUACCAUAGAGCAUCAGAGACCAAACGAGAGCAGUUUCGAAGAUACCUGGAGAAAGCUGGUGUACUUGACAGCCUCACCAGUGUUUUGGUCGCAUUGUAUGAAGAGACAGAGAAACCCAACAAUGCUCUUGAUUUUCUGAAGCAGCACCUGGGUGUGGCCAGCCAGGAGUCUGCAGACGCCGAGGCCCUCCGGCAGGAACUGAAUGAGAUGAGGCAGAGGUGUGAGCUGCUGAUGGAAGAGAACAAGGGGCUCAAGAACAAGCUUCAACGUUAUGAGCCUACCCAAGAUGAUGGAGCAGCCCAAUAAAAAGUGCCCUGCUGAAAUCCAUUAUUAUUUGGGGGGGGGGG
Esox lucius (northern pike) is the source of this 524-nucleotide messenger RNA. Its product is annotated as c-Myc-binding protein. Gene Ontology annotation, biological process: regulation of DNA-templated transcription. The transcript has 5 exons. Gene Ontology annotation, cellular component: nucleus. Gene Ontology annotation, molecular function: transcription coactivator activity. The coding region runs from base 172 to 483 and encodes 103 amino acids. NCBI's taxonomy places the organism in Eukaryota, Metazoa, Chordata, Actinopteri, Esociformes, Esocidae. The record is from RefSeq and is a predicted model, not a curated record.